Drosophila ficusphila is the source of this 2963-nucleotide messenger RNA. RefSeq names its product methyltransferase-like protein 25. NCBI's taxonomy places the organism in Eukaryota, Metazoa, Arthropoda, Insecta, Diptera, Drosophilidae. The coding region runs from base 1 to 1482 and encodes 493 amino acids. The record is from RefSeq and is a predicted model, not a curated record. The transcript is spliced from 4 exons.
AUGUCUAAGGUGGGAAUCGCUCAGUUGCAGAAGCGCCUUGAUGGCUUGCUGGCUUUCCUUAAUCCCCACUGGGAUUUUGUCAAUUGUCACAUGGUAAACUACUUGACGGACCAGCACUGGGAAGUGUUUUUGCCCGGGGCUCUAAGAAAAGAGAUCUCUGGAAAGGAAGAUGCGGAACUGGCUAUAGAAGAGUUAUUUUGGCAAUCUAAUGAAUCAGGUCAUAGAUUUCAGCAAUGGAGAGUAUUUCUGGAGAUUGGCAAGCAAGAACGCCUGGCGCUUCACCCGGAAUUGUUAACCAGCGUGGAGGAUCUUAUUGAGGCUCAGGAGAACGCCGCCCAACUAAGCAUCCGGGAGUUUAUGAGCGCGAAAAAGUGUCAUGAGGUAGAGCUAACAGCCGCUUUAGUAGACCAUAUUGUGAAGAACUCCAGUCAAGAUUGCUACAUUGUGGAUGCCGGCGAUGGCAAAGGCUAUCUUUCCUCCCGCCUGGCGCUCCAAUAUGGCCAUAAGGUGCUCGGCAUCGAUGCCAAUGCGGCAAACACGGAAAAUGCCCUAAGCCGCAAUCGCAAACUGCAGCGUGCUUGGAAUGGACUUACCGAACGAGCUGAGCUGCAGAGCAAAGGAAUCAUCCCGAAGAGAAGAGGCAAAAAAUCCCCCACAAGGGACCCCCAAAAGAGUGCACCUGCCUUGGACAACUACAAAACCACGUCCAGAUUUAUAACCACCGAACUCAAUUUUGGCGCCUUACUUGAGUAUAAUUUUGGUCAACUUUUACAGAAUGAUAGUCUUAACAUCUGUCUGACGGGUUUGCAUACCUGCGGCAACUUGGCUGCCACCUGCCUGCAGGUUUUCCAUGCCCAAAACGACUGCCGUUUGCUGUGUAACAUUGGGUGCUGCUAUCAUUUGCUGAGGGAACGCUACUCCCAGCAGGAAUUCUUCGGGAACAAGGCCCUGAUGGACAUGCAAACGGACUACGGAUUUCCACUUAGUCAGUAUCUUCAGGACCGACAAGUGCAUAUGGGUCGCAAUGCCAGAAUGUUAGCUGCCCAGUCCAUCGAACGAACCUUAGAUGCCAAGGAGCUUCCCAAUGUAACGCUUUAUUAUCGAGCUCUUUUGGAGGUCCUCGUUUGCCGACAUACCCCGCAGUUGAAGAACGAGUUGCAGGUGGGCAAGGUGCGAAAGUUCGACAGCUUCGAGGAAUACAUUCAAAAGUGUGCUACAAAACUCGAGGCCCCUUGGUUAGCAUCUGUAAGGGAUGAAGAACUUCAUUCCUUGCUGCAGGAAUACGCAACGGAAAAACAUUAUUUGGAUCUGUUUUACCUGCUACGCAUGUCCUUUGCUCCCAUUCUGGAGAGUUUGAUACUUCUCGAUCGACUCCUCUACCUCAAGGAACUUGGCUAUGAACGCAGCUACCUGAUAGAUUUGUUUGAUCCAGUCAUUUCGCCCAGGCAUUUCGCAAUCGUUUCAAUAAAGCCGCCGCCGUAACGAUCUUAACAUUGUAUAAUUCAUCAUAAGUUUGACAGGGAAACCGGGUUCUGCGUAAUCGUUGAUGAAUGAUAGGCAUGCAAUACUUAUGAUAUAGUAUAUCUUAAUCCGCAGAAGUAAAACUGGAAAAUAAAAACACAAAUUUGAAAUUCAAAAUCUGAAAACAAAAUCAUAAUAAUAAUGUUCAUUUUACAUUUUGAAGUUAAUUUUAAUUAAUUUUUGUAAUUUUUGAUGUUGGUUUCUUGGGUAAUGCUCUUUAAUAGAGUGUAUUACCCUAAAAUUGAUAACAUUAAAAAAUGAACGCAAUGAUGACUUGCUAGUCAGGUUUCUUCUGCUUUAGUUAACGCUUUUUACGAUUUGUUUUUCUUUUUCUUAAUUUUAAGCUCGUUUUUCACCACUUGGUGAAUAGAUGUAGGCUUUUGAAUCGUUAUCUCAAUUUUUUCGAGUUGUAUAAAAACGCGAGCGCAAUUUCAAAUGGCUUCGAGUGUGGUGCGAAAUGCUUUAAUUGUCGGUUGCCGGCCGAAGCUCAGAUUAAACGAACAUCAAAACGUUUCCUUGAACUUGCUGGAAAAACUAGUUGCCGAUCGAGGCAAUCAAAUCAGAUGGCGUUGACUGAAGCCCUCUACCUGGUGGUCGCCGUCCUGGUGGCGUUCCAGCGGAACCACAGCUAUUGGCAGCGCAAUACCUACCAUCCACACCGAUUAUAGGAAACACCAAGGUGGUCUUUAAGAUGGAGAACUCAUUUGGCCUGUAUCUUUCGGAGACCCGCGGGUGAAGGACGAGGCAGUCGUGGGGAUCUAUUUUCUUAACAAACCUGGAUUGAUUAUUGCAAUAUAGACCUUGUGAGGAGUUGUAAAUCCCCAUCGAGAUGAAAUCCUACCAAAUUUCCCAAUUUUAAAUGGUAUAAUAAUUUGUUUUCUCAUAGAUUGGCACCGUCUUGGAAGGAGCUCUGAAAUGACAUGGAGAGAAGAGUUCCGGCAAGUACGUCACCGAGGUCAAGGAGACUUGAGCUCUAUUCUCAAGGGACUGCAUGGCCACCAUUGCCUUUGGGAUCCUGCAAAAUCUGAAUGCCGAGUUCCGUAACCAUGGACAACAGUUCAUAAAAUUCAUACCAAGGGGUUUGUUCUGCAGGCCGACGGUGGCAUCCACUUGGAAAUCGUCAACGAUCGUCUUUACGACGAGAGCGCCGCCCCAAACCAUUGAAUUUACUUAUAAAUGGUUUAUGGGAGGUGUUUUUAAGGACUAUUUUCCUUAACGUUUGGAUCUUACGUUAUAAAACUGAAAUUAUUAUAAUUAUUAGCUGAGAAUGUAAUCGCUUUCUGACAGCUAAAGUUGUAAUACACAUUAUACAAUAAUCCGUGUCAGAAGCGGCGCCUUUUCUACCGAAUAAAAACAAAAUGAUUAUCAAAUUAGAUUUAAUCGGUGAACCGGGCGACCUAUAAAAUUGCGCCACCAAUAAAUAAAACUUAAUCUACUUUUCA